GGGCCAAAGGGGGCGGGACCGUGCUUGGAGGAAUGUGGGGGUUGCGUGUGGGGCCGCUUCUGAGGGGCUCCCUCGAUCAGAGUGACAACCUGAGUCCCUGGGGCUGUUGUUGGGCUGCAACUCCCAUCAUCUCCAGCUGUGUCUUAUCAUUGCGGGGGAUGAUGGGAACUGUAGUCCAAUAGCACCUGGAAGGCCUCUGCUUGGCCCUUCCGCCGUGGGGGCUCAGUGUGUUUUUCCGUUGCUUAGGUGGGGACAGGUGGAAGGUAGCAGUCAGAUGCUGUGUUUUCGAUUAGCAAAAUAUCCCAUACAUCGCGGGUUCUCAAGCUUGGGUUUGCAGAUGUCGUCGGACUACAAUUCCCAUCGUCCUCAGCCACUUUGCCAUUUUGGUUGAGGAUGAUGGGAGUUGUAGUCCACCAACAUCUGCGAACCCAAGUUUGAGAGCCCCUGCCAUAUGUGGAUCUUGCCACUUUCCUUAUUGGCUGCCACAGCUUUCCAUUUCCAUGUUUUGGGCAUGGUGUUGUUCAGAAAAGUACAUCACUCACGCAAGCAAUUAAUUCCCGGCUCAACUGCCUGUACCAGCUCUGCUUCUUCCCCAGGAGAAAAUAUGGAAGAAUGCAUGCAUUCAUGCAAAGCUCCAAUCACUGCUGUUUUUUCUCCUCUUGGAGCUGGUGGAGACCUUAAUCAGGUAUCUGAUGUGUUUGUGAGUGGGGUCUACUCUUGUGCACACGGUGUAACACCUGGAGCCAGGAAAUCGGGGGUGUUGCAGUGGCUGCUUCCGCUACAGGAGUUGCGACAGCCGUCUGUAUUCUGGUCACAGUGUCUGUGACCUUCUGUGUGUCCCCACUUCAGUUUUAAUUUAUACAGAGAGUGCACAAGACUGAAGAGCAGCAGAGCUGUUCUCAGACAUGAGGAUAGCUGCAACUGGGGCUUGGCGACCCACCCACCCCCGAACAAAGUGGGGUGCAGGAGGGGAGGGGCCGAGCUUCAAGAGCACAGGAAGAAGCCAGGAGGAAGAAACACCCCAUUCAAGAGGAGGGGUGGGAGGCCCACCAGCCCAGUUGGGUUGUCACCAGUGGCACCUCUGCAGGCCUUGGAUGGCUGUAGAGCCCAUGAGCCCCGGCAGUCUGUCUUCUCGCCUCUGGAGCAUGCCUCUUUAUGUAGAGUCGUGAACUGCGGCAGGACGUAGGAGCCUGGCACCCUCCACUGUGUGCCUUCCUUUGGGGUUGCCCGCCUCCUUAUCCAAGCUCUAGUCCUUGAGACGGUAAUUCCCAUGAGUUUUCAACUCCUGCAGUAGCUUCCUAAAUAUUUCAUUUUCAGCUCGUUAAUUAUUAACUGCUGCUGGCAGAGACGCCCUGCAUCAGCAGUUCAGAGUGGUAGAAAAUGGGGGCAUGAGCAGGCUGUGAGGACCCUGGGGGUAGAGUCAACAGUCAGGUUCUGCUUGCCUCCAUGGCGUGACUGCCAGAACUCCCCCUCCCUUCUGGAGUUUGUGUUUUUGGGAUAUAUGUGUGUGUGAGGUCAAUGUAAGCAGUGCCUUGAACUUGGCAUGGAACCUGGGAGGUGUCUGCAUUUCUAUUGCUCUCUAGACCUUUUCCUUUCCGCUAGCCAGGGAUGUAAAACUGUGGCCCUCCAGCUGUUUUUGGACUACAGCUCCCAUAAUCCCCAGCCACAGUGGCCAAUAGCCAGGGAUGAUGGGAGUUGUAGGCCAACAUCUGCAGAAGGCCCACAGUUUGACAUCCCUGCGCUAAAGAGUCUAGGUGUCUUGGCAUCUAAUCAGCGGCUAAUGGGAUGCUUUUCUCUCAUUCCUCCCCACCCGCAUCCCCUACUACCCAAUUGCAGCCGUGGCCUGAACCCCCCUCACCGGGUCAAAUCCAUCUCCAUGACAACCUUCACGGAGAGUGAGGUGCAGUUUCUCCAGUCCCGUGGGAAUGAGGCCUGUCGGAAGAUCUGGUUGGGCUCCUUUGACUCGCGGACCUCUCUGCUGCCAGAUGCCCAGGACCCUCAGAAGGUGAAGGAGUUUCUGCAGGAGAAAUACGAGAAGAAGAGAUGGUACAUCUCACCAGAGCAAGCCAAAGGCCUGGCCUCUCUGGCCUCCCAGAGCUCCGCCGCAGAGGUGAAGACGUUGCUGGGGGACUCGGGGCCGUUGUCUGCAGCAGCCAAGCCCAUCCAGUCUUCAGAGAAGUCCCAGCCGCCAGCCCCUCAGCCAGCCAAGAAAGCCAGCAUGGACCUUCUAGCCGACAUUGGGGGAGACCCCUUCGCUGCCCCCCAGCCCGGACCUGCCUUUGCCGCCUUCCCUGCCUUUGGGGGCCAGGUGCCAGCCCAUGCCGCCUUCACCGGUUUUGAUGCCUUUGGCGGAAGCCCUGCAGCGUCGGCAUUUGGGGACACACUGGCCUCCAGCCAUAGCCCUUUCCAGAGCCAUCCCAUGGCUGCAGGUGGGACCCACGUGGGCAGUUUCCAUGCCUCCCCUGCCAGCCAGCCAGGGGUGGGCAUUCCAGACAUGGGUGGGGCCUUCAGAGUGGGAGGAGUCCCAAGCAGUGUCUUUGGGGCCCUGAGCCAGUCGCCUGUUCUGCCUCCGCCAAGCCCAGCCGCAGCCUUUGGGGCCUGCACCAACCCCUUCGCCACGCCGGCUGUCGCCAAGGCCCCGCUGCCUUCCACCAACCCCUUCCAGACCAAUGGCUUGGCCCCAGGCACCUUUGUGGUGGGGUCUCCCGGCAGCUUCUCGGCCUCUCCGCUCGCCGGCGUCUUUGCUUCCCCCCCACUGCAGCAGCCGCUCUUCCCUCCACAAGCCAUGCUGGGUCAGCAGCAGAACGGUGGGUCCCCUUUCAGUGGAUUCCACUCAAGCAAGGCGGGGCAGAGGCCCCUUGGACAGCCAGCCGGCAUCUCCACCAACCCGUUUGUGACCCCGCUGGCCGCAGUGCCUGCUCUCCCCUUUGCCCUGGCGAAACACCCGCCCACCAACCCCUUCUUAUAGCACUGGCAAGAACAGACACUGGCGCGCCCCCCACCUUGCCUCUGAGUGGACCGAUGAGGGCGUCCUGCCACUUGGGCACUUUACUCUGCCUGUCCCUGGCCCCGCCUGGAUGGGGUGGCGGGGACCCAUGCAAAGUGCUUUACCGCUGGGCUGUGUCCGUGGGGGCCUGGCCCGGAAGACCGUGGGACGGGGCUUCCUGGACAUGGGGCAGCAGUGCAGGCUGGGAAAAGAGGGGGGUGGGGAGGAAUGGUAGGCCCCCACCCCACGCCCACCCCCACCCCAGCAGUGCAUGCUGGACCUUCAUCUAGAUGAGACUAUUGCCAGGCCGCAAUGCAUGCUGGGAAAGGGGAUGUCCUUGCCGCGGAGUCUGCUCCCCCCCAAGAGCUCCUCUGUGCCAACUCCCUGCUCCCCCCCCCUCAGCUGCCCCCCACCUCCCAGCAGCCCUUGCUGUUAGCACCUCUGGAUUGCCAGAGGCGGAAGGGCCCAGCGCAGCCUGCCGGCCGUGCCCUCACUGUCCUUCUCCGUGGCCUCUGCUUGGCCCCACUGCCCGCCCUUCGCUUGGCUUCUUACGCACGGGAGGAGGCUUCCAGCCCCCUUCCCUGGCAGAGGCUGCCACAAAGUCUCCCUUCGAGGGAGGAGGGCUUCCUGCCUUGAACCCCCCGCCCCCCCCCCCCCCCCGUGGCUGUCUUGGCUGUGUUGCUCUAACCAGGAGAGACCGGGGUGGGGAACGAGAGUCCUGCUUUGCUUCGCAGACCAAGGCCCAGCCGGGGCCUUUGCCUGCCACUCGGGCGGCGAAAGCUCCUCCUCCUUUGGGAGCCGAGGAGGGCAGGGGGGAGAGAGAGCAAGGCCCCCCCCGGGGACCACGCUGCAGCCUGGGCUGGCCCCCGCCUUGAAGAGCAGAAGCUGUCCCCCACGGGAAGUGCAAGGGGGCCCCACACAUCUGGGGGCCCUGUUUGCCCUGGUGUGCCUCCGGCCUCUGUGCUCCCAGGCAAAGCGCAAACGCUGGCUGUGGCUGUGGGCGCCACACUCGGCCUCCUCCUCUGUGGAUGCUGCUGCUUCUUCCUCGCUGCCUCUGCAGGGUUACUGGGCCCCAGGGAAGAUCCAGCAUCACUGCAUUGGAGCCCCUGGGAAAGCUCUCCGGAAGUGGGGGCAGCCCCCAGCCCCAGCGCGGGUGGGGAGAGCCCUUGUCUCUCUGCUGCCGCGACCGGCUCGGAGUUCUGGCUUGCUCUUGGGGGAGAGCAGACAGACCCUUGAGUUUCCAACACUUCUCUCCCCCCCCCCAGCCCCCCAUGUAGGUGGAACCCAAAAGCCCCCUUGGAGGUUGCCCUCCCCCCUGCUCUGAGGGUCAGCUGCUCCAGCAGCUGGGCGUCAGGCUGCCCCCCUUGGAAAGCAAGCAAGGCCUUGAGUGGUGAUCCCCCAAGAUCUGGCCGAACUCGAAGGUUUGGUCAUUUCGCCCCCUCUUGACAGGCAGCAGGAGAUCAUGCCGCAGGAGCGGGGUGGCGAUGCUUCCCCUGGACCUUUGGGGUCUGGCAGCAGAAAAGCCACCACGGCUUCCCUGAGAGGAGGGGAGUGGGUUUCUCCAUGGUUUCCUUUUCUCAACUGUGCUGCAUCCCACCUUGCACCCCCCCCCCCCAAUGUUUGGCCCCAGGGCUCUCUCCGCAGCGGAUCCGGCCCUCACGGUAUCCCCUCCCUUCGGGAUCCCUGUGUUAGCUGGGCCUUGGUUUUCUAAGCCCCGGGAAAGGCCGGGGGUGGGGGCUGCUCCCUUGAGCAAGACUGGAGUUUAUAUUUUCAAGACAAAGAAGUGUGGACUACAUUUUUAAAGAUAGAUCUCUAUAUACUCACAAAAUAUAUAUACACACACAAACUUGUUGCACUCAAAAUGUCUAUAAAUAUCUAUGGCAAAUCUCUAUUUCAAAAGCG
Hemicordylus capensis (graceful crag lizard) is the source of this 4888-nucleotide messenger RNA. It is a transcript of the gene AGFG2, whose product is annotated as ArfGAP with FG repeats 2. Bases 1544 to 2968 code for a protein of 474 amino acids. Lineage: Eukaryota; Metazoa; Chordata; Lepidosauria; Squamata; Cordylidae. Gene Ontology annotation, molecular function: GTPase activator activity. The record is from RefSeq and is a predicted model, not a curated record. The transcript has 11 exons.